This is a messenger RNA of Vombatus ursinus (common wombat), 7451 nucleotides long. RefSeq names its product cyclin G associated kinase (gene GAK). Gene Ontology annotation, biological process: regulation of clathrin-dependent endocytosis; positive regulation of Notch signaling pathway; protein phosphorylation. Gene Ontology annotation, molecular function: protein serine/threonine kinase activity; AP-2 adaptor complex binding; ATP binding. The record is from RefSeq and is a predicted model, not a curated record. The transcript has 28 exons. Gene Ontology annotation, cellular component: cytoplasm. Lineage: Eukaryota; Metazoa; Chordata; Mammalia; Diprotodontia; Vombatidae. The coding region runs from base 1 to 4095 and encodes 1364 amino acids.
AUGUCCCUGCUGCAGUCGGCGCUGGACUUCCUGGCCGGUCCGGGGUCCCUGGGCGGGGCAGCCAGCCGUGACCACACAGACUUCGUGGGGCAGACCGUGGAGCUGGGCGACCUGAGGCUGCGGAUCAAGCGGGUCAUCGCCGAGGGUGGGUUUGCUUUUGUAUAUGAAGCUCAAGAUCUUGGAAGUGGUAAAGAUUAUGCUUUAAAGAGGCUGCUGUCCAACGAAGAGGAAAAGAACAAAGCAAUCAUUCAAGAAGUUUGUUUUAUGAAAAAACUUUCUGGACAUCCUAACAUUGUCCAGUUCUGCUCUGCUGCAUCAAUAGGAAAAGAAGAAUCAGAUACUGGACAAGCUGAGUUUCUUCUGCUCACUGAACUCUGCAGAGGGCAGCUGGUGGAAUUCUUAAAGAAAGUUGAAUCCAAAGGCCCUCUCUCCUGUGACACGGUUUUGAAGAUAUUUUAUCAGACAUGCAGAGCAGUACAACAUAUGCAUAAACAGAAGCCCUCUAUAAUCCAUCGGGAUCUAAAGGUUGAAAAUAUGCUGAUUAGUAACCAAGGAACAAUUAAACUGUGUGAUUUUGGCAGUGCUACAACUGUGUCACAUUAUCCUGACUACAACUGGACUGCUCAGAAGAGAGCAAUGGUUGAAGAAGAGAUCACAAGGAAUACAACACCGAUGUACAGGACACCAGAAAUAAUAGACUUAUACUCAAACUUUCCAAUUGGUGAAAAGCAGGAUAUUUGGGCCUUGGGCUGUAUCCUAUACCUGUUGUGCUUCAGGCAGCAUCCUUUUGAAGGUGGAGCAAAACUUCGGAUAGUUAAUGGAAAAUACUCAAUUCCACCAAAUGACACAAGAUAUACGGUUUUUCAUGACCUCAUUCGCUCCACAUUGAAGGUGAACCCAGAAGAAAGACUGUCGAUCACAGAACUUGUGAAUCAGCUACAGGAGAUAGCAGCUGCUAGAAAUGUGAAUCCGAAGUCACCUAUCACAGAGCUUCUGGAACACAAUGGCGGUUAUGGAAAUAACAUGCAGCCUAGAAGCUCUCUCAGUUCAGUGCCACAAAGUACUAAGGCUGUGGGGCAGCUCAGCAAUGUGUACAGUGGAGGCAUGACAGUUGCAGAGUGUGAUCAGUCCUAUAGCGGUUUCUUUGACAUACUUAGAGGAGGAACAGAACGAUUUUUUACUAACAUCAAAGAUACUUCUUCCAAAGUUAUCCAGUCUGUUGCUAAUUAUGCUAAAGGAGAUUUGGAUAUUUCAUACAUCACAUCCAGAAUUGCUGUGAUGUCCUUUCCAGCAGAAGGUGUAGAAUCAGCUCUCAAAAAUAACAUAGAAGAUGUGCGGUUGUUUUUAGACUCUAAGCAUCCUGGACAUUAUGCUGUUUACAAUCUUUCUCCACGAACAUACAGGCCUUCCAGAUUUCAUAAUCGGGUUUCAGAAUGUGGUUGGCCAGCAAGACGUGCACCAAACCUUCAAAACCUUUAUAACAUCUGCAGGAAUAUGCAUUUAUGGCUAAAACAAGAUCACAAAAAUGUUUGCAUUGUGCACUGCAUUGAUGGAAGAGCAGCAUCAGCUGUUGUUGUUUGCUCCUUUUUAUGUUUCUGUCGUCUUUUCACCACUGCUGAGGCUGCAGUUUAUAUGUUUAGUAUGAAACGCUGUCCACCUGGCAUCUGGCCAUCUCAUAAAAGGUAUAUAGAGUACAUGUGUGAUAUGAUGGCAGAAGAGCCCAUUAUCCCUCAUAGUAAACCAAUCCUUAUUAAAGCAGUCAUGAUGACCCCAGUGCCCCUGUUCAGCAAGCAGAGAAAUGGCUGCAGACCCUUUUGUGAAGUCUAUGUGGGAGAUGAACGAGUGACCACUACCUCUCAGGAGUAUGAUAAAAUGAAGGAUUUUAAAAUUGAGGAUGGAAAAGCAGUAAUUCCAUUGGGCAUAACAGUCCAAGGUGAUGUACUCAUAGUAAUUUAUCAUGCAAGAUCAACGCUAGGAGGAAGAUUGCAAGCUAAGAUGGCUUCAAUGAAGAUGUUUCAGAUUCAGUUCCACACAGGCUUUGUGCCCCGAAAUGCAACAACUGUGAAGUUUGCCAAGUAUGAUCUGGAUGCCUGUGACAUUCAGGAGAAAUACCCUGACUUAUUUCAAGUGAAUCUUGAAAUAGAAGUGGAACCUAGAGACAGGCCGAGUCUUGAGACUCCACCAUGGGAUAACUCAAAUAUGAAGGGACUGAAUCCGAAAAUUCUGUUCUCCAGCCGGGAGGAGCAGCAGGACGUUUUGUCUAAAUUUGGCAAACCUGAGCUUCCUAGACAGCCUGGAUCCACAGCCCAGUAUGAGGCAGAAGCCUCCCAGCAGUCCCCUGAAAGUGUGCCCACAGAGUCAGACUCUCCACAGAGUAACAGCACUGAGACAAACAACUUUUUUCAUACAUUGGACUGGCAAGAAGGAAAAGUAUCAGAAUCUGGAGUAGAAAAUAACUUUCUUAAAGAAAACCAUGUUGUCCUGAAUGAAGACAGGGAUGGAAGUGAGUUAUCUGAUGAAGAACCUUCUACUUUCCCUGGUGAGAACAAAGUAAUUACUGUUGAAGAAGAAAAGUCAAGUGCCCCUGAAAAAGCAGGAGAUGAAAAUUUACUUUUCGAUACAGAUUAUGAACCCUCAGCCCAGCUGCAAGAGCCACAGCAAGAAGACAGUGUUGAUUUGCUCGGCUUGGACUCUGACGCUGGACCAGAGCAAAGCCAUGCUGCCAAAGAAAUUCAGAGCUCUUCUAGCAAUGCUGAUUUGUUAAGCAAUCUCUUUGUUGCCCAUGCAGCCAUUUCAGAAGAGCCUACGGGGGACUUGCUUGGGGCAGGGACAGAUUUCUUUUUCAGUGGCCCUCCUCCUCCUGCAGAUAAUGCACAGAGCACUUCACAAAAUGUAGCUCACUCUUCAGCUGCUGAUCCAUUCGAUCCAUUCACGAUGUCAUCCAGUUCAGAAACUCAGAGUCAUUCCAAUCCUGAUCUGUUUGAAGAUUUUCUUAAUCCCAGUUCUGCACCAGCCUCAUCCAGUAUGUUUCCUUCUACACACAGCGCACCUCCUCCCUCUUCCAGCUCUGACUUCUUACAUUUAGGUUCUCAGAAACAGCUCGGGCUGGAGACCUGCAAUCUUUCAGUGCUCCACGUGAAAGGAACAGAACUGUCGGCUCUCCUUGGGUCUGUUAUUCCUGACCUGGUUAUUCCUCUGGGAGCUUCAGACAAGACUGAAAGCUGGAAGCUAGAACUGAGGUCCUGCUGCUCGGCCUCUUGGGUCAGAGCCAGGCAACAAUCGCUCGCUUCUGAACUUGCUUCUUGCUCAGGACUCAGCCAAGGGCCUUUGACCAACAUUACCCCAGGCUCAGGUCCGUUUCUCAGUAUGCCCUGGAUCUUUGACAAAGACCUGAGUAGUGAGCGGUCACUUAUUUCCAUGAAAACUUCCUUGUUUCCUUCAGGUUCUUCUUGUGGAUUUUCUCCUGGUGGAUUUGCCUCAAAAGCAACUCAGUCUUCAAAAGGUGGGAGCCCAUGGCAGACAAAGCCCCCAAAUUAUGGUCCAUCAUGGCCUUCCCAGGCAAAAUCACAACAAACCAAAUCCAGCCCACAGACGAAACCUAAUUAUUCUGUGAACUUCAGUGUUAUUGGAGGACGAGAAGAGAGGGGCAUUAGAGCUCCCGGUUUUGUUCAAAAGCCAAAAGUUUCAGAAAAUGAUUUUGAAGAUCUAUUACCCAAUCAAGGAUUUUCAUCCAAAUCUGAUAAAAAAGGACCAAAGACAAUUGCUGAGAUGAGGAAGCAAGAGAUGUCUAAAGACAUGGAUCCUCUCAAGCUAAAGCUUCUCGAUUGGAUUGAAGGAAAAGAGAGGAAUAUAAGAGCACUAAUUUCCACACUGCACAUGGUGCUUUGGGAGGGAGAAAGCAGAUGGAAGCCAGUUGGCAUGGCAGACCUGGUGACUCCUGAGCAGGUGAAGAAGUACUAUCGAAAGGCUGUGCUGGUGGUUCAUCCAGACAAGGCCGCCGGGCAGCCAUAUGAGCAGUAUGCCAAAAUGAUCUUCAUGGAAUUAAAUGAUGCCUGGUCAGAGUUUGAAAAUCAGGGAUCCAAAUCCCUUUUUUAAAACCUCGGUUUUUGGGAUUUUCAAAAUGCAUUGGCAGCAGAAUGGCGUCUGAAGGUGUUGUUUGUUGGACUUUUAAUGUUCCUAGAAUUCGAGAGAGAAUUUCAUGAGCUCAUCCUCAAGUUUGAAAUUCUACUCUUGUAGAUGAGGUGUAUUGUAAAAUGUAAAUCAGCAAAGGCCUCUUGCCAUGCCACAAUCAUAGCCCAGAAUGAACCUUUUUCCCACUCAGUUUGAUUAUGAAACACAUAAAUCUAAUGACGUCCUCGUUUGGAGUGUAAGAAGAGCGAGCCAUUCAUUCUGAAGCCACCAAUAUUGGUUGGUUUUUUGCCCAAAAGGAAGACAACUCUGACUUGUGCUUCUGUUGUUUCCCUAGUUUGUGAUUGGAGUUUGAUGUUUAGUGCCUCUCACCUCAGUCCAAGCUCUUUAGUGCAAUGAGAAACAGUGAAUUUGCUAAGCACAGCAUUGUUACCUGAAUCUAUAGAAGGUGUACAUUUACAUCUGUAUUUUAUGUAAUCAUCCUGAUAAUCACUUUUGUAUAUAAUUAAAAUGUUUUCUGAUGAUAACCUGCAUUCCUUAUAAUGAAUUGGCAGCCGCUAAGCCAACAUUCUUGGUUAUGGGAAGCAAGGAACCAAGUUGUUUGCAAAUCACAAUUCAUGACUCUGGACAGUGGUUGUAUGUCACAUGGAGAAAACACUGGCAUUUUUAAUAUAAGUGAUUGCAUGUUAAAAAUCCUUUGUGUUAUUUAUGAAGAACUUUUUGGACUUUAAACUGUAUUGCCAGGGUUUAUUUUCCCAGCUCAUGGCACCUGUAACUUCUGAUUCUUUACUCCUCCCCAUAACCCCUCCAGUGGAAUAGUGUGAAUUCCAUUGGUUUUAUAAAUAUGCUGAUGGAAAAGAAGAUUGUCCUACUUAUUUCUGAAUCUGAUCUUGAAAUGUGAGCGCAAUUUUGUUUACCAUGCUUAUUUCUGUUAUGAAGUCAGCAAAUGUUAUCUCAUUUGCAAUUUGUUGUUGAAAAAAUUUACUGUUCUUUUAUUGUAUGUCUGGUCAGCGCUUGACUGUAUUGACUGGAUCCAUACAUCUCAUUGUCAGAAUGUCUUAAUAAGCAAUGAUACAUACCCAGGCAGAUGACUGUUGGCCUUGAGUUCACACACACACCUUAGACACAAGAAGCAACUCUCACUAUCUUAAGUACAGGGACCAGAUUCAUGUCUGAUUUGUAACAGAAGGUACUUUAACAAUGAUAAAGAACUCUUUACAGUCUGGGCUGCUACUGAAUUUGGUUGACAACUUUUACAUACAUGUUCCAUUCUUUUUGAAAAAGAAGGAGGGAAGGAAAACAAGGCAGAAAGGGGAAAAAAGGGGAGAAAAGAGGGAAGAGGAGGAAAACUAUCUUUUACAAUGGAUAGUGACCCUUUUCAGUAUAGCAUGACCUGAAGUGAUUUUCUCUGAGAAGCCUUGCAGUUCUCUAGCUCCUCUAGUCUGAGCUGUUAGUGCCAAUUCUAGCUAUACCAGCAGCUAAUGGUGGUAUCUGGGGUGAGAGAUUGUAGAAUUAAACACUGGAAAAAUAAAAAAAUAUUAACUUCCUUCUGUUAAAUGGCAUAUGUAAGGUAGCGUCUGCCUAGAGUGUCUUAACUACCAGUAGCAGGAACAUGAAAAGAAAAGUGAGGUUAAGAAAACGUUCUUGAUUUUUCAAUCCAUGGUUCAUGUGAAUUCUUUUUUAAACACAUAAUUGGUAUCUGGGGGGGUGGGGUCAGGUGAGGCAAUCUUGACAAGUAUAUUACAAUUACUUCAUCUUCCCAGAAUACUAAUCUGGUCUGACUUCUUGAUGAGCUCUGUUUUUGACACUAGAGAGUAGAACGUAUCCCACCCGGCAAGUCAGAUUUCUUUCUGCCGGUUAUAUGUGGCCUUUCUAAGCUCCACAAGAGCCCCCGUGUGGUAUUCAGGGACAGUUAGACCAAAUUUUGUUAGGAAGUCUUGGGACACUGCAGUGUGUCAUUCUCUGGUUGAGAAAGAGCAGUCUCAUGAAUAAAUUAGAAAGGAGCCAGCACCAAGCACUAAGAACGUGGUAGGGGAGCUAGAAUACAGUGAGCUGCGUGUGGAAAUACUUAAAUAGGCCAUUUGGAGUCUGCCAUAGAGGUGCUAAAUGAAAACAAUAUAAAGGGAGCAAAGCAAAAGGAGGCUGCACUGGGGCCUUAUAGGAGGGGAACAGGAGGAAGGCUGAACUGUUCAACAUAGACUGUUCAAGAUAGUACCAGUGACUUUGGACUGCUAGCACUUAUUUCCACAAACAGUGGGAACUUAGGGAAAUAGCUGAGAAUUGUUAAUAAGCAGAUAGAAGCCUUCUCUUUUUAAAAAAAGAAAGGACAUUAAGGUGUCAUAGUAGAAUUAAUGGUAAAAAUAGCGAAUGAAUGAAUGAAUCUAAGUAGGCUGAAAUUUCUCAUAUUAUAAUCAUGUAGGUGUCAUGGUUCAGUGGUUGUUCAUUGGUGCUGUUGCUGAGUUCUUCUUGAGCAGUAGAUCCCUGGGCGUUGGGAUAACAUUGCAGUGGAAGGCAGGGAAAUUUGCCUUCCUGCCCUAGUGCCUGAAAAGCAUCUCCAGGUGGGCAGGUAGGUGGUUUCUGCUCACUUUACCAGCACUUAAUCUCAGUCUGUAAAGAGUACUUUUUUGACUGGGCCACAGCAAAAAAUAUCUAGUCCCUUCUCCACCCACCUCAGGAAAGUCUCUAAUCUGGGGCUUUCUCCACUUAAGGGAGGUUGCUGCUGCCAGGAAGUGCCUCACGGAGCCUACAGGAGGCAAAGUGUCUGAGGCUCUGUGGUACCAGUCACCUGGAUCCAGUCCUCUCCCCACCCCAGGACACAGCCCUCUUUGACUGCCGGGAAAGGGCAACAUAGGGAAGGAAUUUGGAAGGCAGGGGUGAGGUUGUUAGAAAACAGGUACAGGGAGGGGGGUGAACAGAGACUUUUUAUAAAAAGUUGGGAUAAAAAGUACUAUUGCCAUCAGUUAUUCAUUGGGAAAUUGGGUCUUUUUUUAUCCCAAUGAUAUAGGGACACUGGCAUGUUCAAGGUAGACAAGAUAUGCAAGACUGAGUUACAGGAAGGCACUGGAUGGUGGACUCUAGCAGAUUUUUCAUGGGGUGGGGUGGGGUUUCUUUGAACACUGUUGAAUGGACUUAAAAACUUAACAAUGAAUUGAAUUUUUAAAAGGUAAAUGAAGAAUGAGAGGAAUGUUGUUUUAUUAAGUUGUCAGAGAUGCCCAGUUAGAUCAUUGCAGAUGAUUUGAUUUAAUUUCAUUUCCUUAAAUAAGCACUGUAUCAGAGCUCAGUUGAUUGUAAUAAUUUACCCAAAAUAUAGGAGAAUAAAGUUA